This is a messenger RNA of Homarus americanus (American lobster), 7316 nucleotides long. Its product is annotated as xenotropic and polytropic retrovirus receptor 1-like. The record is from RefSeq and is a predicted model, not a curated record. Lineage: Eukaryota; Metazoa; Arthropoda; Malacostraca; Decapoda; Nephropidae. Bases 402 to 2507 code for a protein of 701 amino acids. Gene Ontology annotation, molecular function: inositol hexakisphosphate binding. Gene Ontology annotation, cellular component: cytoplasm; plasma membrane; Golgi apparatus. Gene Ontology annotation, biological process: phosphate ion transport; cellular response to phosphate starvation. The transcript has 15 exons.
GAUAAAAGUCUCUUAAUAUUUCAACAUAAAAUUGCAUAAUAUUGCUUUACGUAUUUUUUGUUGAUGUAACCUGCGAGCAACUCACGUUUAGAAAAACUAAUAAACUUGCGUCAAAAAUCAAUUUGUGAUGUAUGAAACUUGUCAAUGGCUAAGUGAACUUUAAAGGUGCUAGGAGUGUUAUUCUUGACAGAGAAGCCUCCAUGGUUGAUUUGCAAUUACAACUAGUUGCUGAGCACAAGCUAAAAUCAUGCACAUGAAAAGCAAAUCAUGACAAACAAGUCCAUCUCUGGAAGCUGUGGGAUGAAUAUGAAGAAAAAAAUAUCACCACUUCUAAUUUCCUUAAAAAAUACUGUGAUUAUCUAGUCAUUUUGGUUACCAGUACAUUAUAGCAACACAACAAAAUGAAGUUCGCAGAGCAUCUGGCAGCACACAUCACUCCCGAGUGGAGGAAACAAUACAUCAGUUAUGAGGAGAUGAAGGCCAUGUUGUAUGCUGCAGUAGAGCAGGCCCCGUCGUCUGAGGUUACGGAGGCGGAGGUCAUCACCCGAUAUUAUGCCCGUUUUGAUGAGCAGUUCUUUCGAGUGUGUGACAAAGAACUCGCAAAAAUCAAUACCUUCUUUUCAGAGAAAAUGGCAGAGGCCACAAGGAAAUAUACCACACUUAAAUCAGACUUGCAAGCCUCAAAAGAUCAACAUGGCGAUGGUCUUCGUAACCGCAAGGGCUUCACAUUCCUGCCAAAAUUGAAUGUUCCAGCAAGAAAGAUGCAGGACCUCAAGCUUGCCUUCUCAGAGUUUUACCUCAGCCUCAUCCUCCUCCAGAACUACCAGAACCUUAACUUUACUGGGUUUAGGAAGAUUUUGAAAAAACAUGAUAAGCUCAUGACCACAUCAGAUGGAGCUAAGUGGCGUGAGGAUAAUGUUGAUUCCUCUACGUUCAACACUAACAAGGACAUUGACAAGCUCAUUCAAGAGGUUGAAGGUACAUUUACGUCAGAAUUGGAGCAAGGUGAUCGUCAGAGGGCCAUGAAGAGAUUACGUGUACCUCCUCUAGGUGAAGCACAAAGCCCCUGGACCACAUUUAAAGUUGGGCUAUUUUCGGGAGCAUUUAUUGUCCUAGUAGUAUCGGUUAUUCUUUCAGGUAUCUUCCAAUGGGGUAAUCACAAUUUACAAAUUGUUCUAAGGCUCUUUAGAGCUCCACUGUUGUUCAUCCUCUUCCUCUUCCUAAUUGGCAUCAACAUCUAUGGUUGGAGAUCAUCUGGAGUUAAUCAUGUUCUUAUUUUUGAAAUAGACCCAAGGAAUCACUUAACAGAACAGCAUCUUAUAGAGAUUGCAGCAAUUUUUGGUGUUAUUUGGGCCCUCAGUGUAUUAGGGUUUCUAUAUGCAGAUGCCCUCUCCAUCCCUUCAUACACAGUUCCACUUGCUCUCCUCUGCUUCAUGAUCUUGUUUCUUCUCAACCCCACACGGACAUUUCAUCAUGAGGCUCGGUUCUGGCUGCUCAAAAAACUGGGACGAGUAGUGUGCGCACCAUUCUGCUUUGUGCAGUUUGCUGAUUUCUGGCUUGGUGAUCAAUUAAAUACCCUGGUCCAGGUACUGAAAGACUUUGAAUAUUCUCUUUGCUUCUAUACACAAGGAAUCAACUGGUACUCAAGCAACGAUGUGAAUGAUGAUGUGUGUAUUGACAAGACACAAGUGGUCAGGAAUAUCGUUGCCUGUCUUCCUGCUUGGUGGCGCUUCGCCCAGUGUCUCCGUCGUUAUCGAGACACGCGGGAAAUGUUUCCUCACUUGGUCAAUGCAUUCAAGUAUGCCACUACAUUUUUUGUGGUAACUUUCUCCUGCCUAAGACAUGUGUACAAAGACCAGUAUGAUGAUAGCAUCAACAACCCAUUCUUCUACAUGUGGGUGGGAUCGAUGCUUUUCAGCUCAUGCUUUGUGUUCUGGUGGGACAUGGUCAUGGAUUGGGGUCUUUUUGAAAAGAACUCUGGUGAAUACAAGUUCCUGCGUGAGGAGCUUGUAUACUCAUCACCGUAUUAUUACUACUUUGGCAUUGUGGAAGACUUCAUACUAAGAUUCAGCUGGUCCUUCUCCCUCACACUGACAGAACUCAGGAUUACCAAUGGUGAAAUUAUUGUCUCCAUACUUGCUCCUCUAGAAGUUUUCAGGCGUUUCAUAUGGAACUUCUUCCGUCUAGAGAAUGAACACAUAAACAACUGUGGUAAAUUCAGAGCUGUACGAGAUAUUUCAGUGAUUCCUAUGGACGCCUCAGACCAGGCACAGAUUGUGAAGAUGAUGGAUGAAGCUGAUGGUGUAAUUAAUCGCAAGAAGAAGAAGGCUGGUGGCAAACCACGUAAGGGACUUGAUUCUCGUCCAUUGCUUGCUGAAGGGACUGGUGGUGGUGUUGGUGAGAGUGUUGAUGAAGAUGCAAACUACCUCACUGUCACCUCUGUAGAGCUUCGGAAUUGGUUUAGGGGAAUAACUGGACUCCGCAACACACAGACUGCUAACGCCUAACUAUUUGCACCAUUAAUUGUAGAAAGAAUAAAGUACUGUAUUAACAGCAUGAAAGGGAAUUAGCCAUGGGAUUCUGGUGUAGAGCCUUCUAGUGUUAAAGUUUCAAAUUUAUCAAACAUUAUGUAAGCUUAUCCAGUAGCAAACCAUAUUCUACACUACAUGUGACUUGAUGUAUCUUAUGAUAUUGUAAUUUUUUUAUACAAUUUUAGUUUUAAGAUAAUGUUAAAAUAUUUUCAGAUGUUCUCUUUAAUAAUCUUCAGCAACUGGUGUCCUUUCAAACAGUUAUCUCUUUUAUCAGUAACUGAAGAGUUUCUUCAUUAGUUCCAAAAAUAUUUCAUACAGUAAUGUUUAAAGUGAACUUCCAUGAACCAUGUUAGGCACUAAGUUGUGGUAAAUAAGGAGGCAGUGUGAUCAGUACUGUUUCUAACCACUUUUCUCUUCUCCAAUUGUAAAGCUUGGUACCCAUUUUCUUCUGGGUUUGAUUGGGGGCACCCUAUUCAUUGGCUUGCUAUAGGGCAUGAACUUGACUGUUGCAUAUGGUAUUAGAUAUAAACUGUUAAUGAUGGACUUUACAGUUUAAUUAUUCAGGAAAGACAAUGUGGCUUGAAUAUUUGGAGUAAUGAUUGAGCAAAAGUUGUCCCGUGUAAAUGGAAAUGAAGUAAGAAGAGUUAAAGAGAACUGAGAGUAGAUCAAAAGUGCUGUCCUGGAAAGUGCAGCUGGUGUGUGUGUGUGUGUUUUUGCGAUUGUGCAUGUGUGGGUGUGUGAUAGAAAAUAGGAAUGAAGAGCAGAAAGAAGGAAUUGUGGGACAAGGAGCUAGUAAAGAAUCAAGAAGACGGACAUCAUGUGUCAGUAUAGUACCAAACAAAGAUUAAUACUUUCUUAUGAAAAUACUUUUGACAAAACUGUGAAUAGGAAAAUUCUUCUAAGUAAGAUUUUGGAUGGAAUGGCAUUUGAGCAAUGACCCUUGUAUGACUUUUGAAGAGACCACAAUUUAUGAAAGGUCUCAUUUUACAUCAUGGCUUGGUGUUCAUGCUUAGACUUAAAAUAAACUGAUGUGUGUUCUUAAUUUGGUUUAAGACGUGCAAUAUAAGAAGAGUAAAAAAAAGUAUUAGGAAUAGUUUAGUGUUAUUAAAAUUAUGCUGGCUGUAUAAGGCAAGAAUAAGGUAAAUGCAUUAUUGGGCUUUGAUCCUCCCUUGUCCAUCCCCCACUUAGAAUGUAUUCUACACAUACAGUUUCAUUGAGUUACUUUAUUCUCCAUUAGCAAUUGUACCAAGUACGUAAUAGAAAUUCACUGCAAAUCACAAAAUUUAAUUCUUUUUAUGAAUGCACACUUUCCAGCACAAUACUUGCAUGUGGUUUAAUAUCUGGGUCCUUUUAUUAUUUUUUUUUGUAAAUAAUGACUUUUAAGGCAUUUAUAUUUGCAUUAGCUUUAAUGCAUUUGUAUUUUCUAAAAAUAUAAGAAGUCUUGUAUAAAGGUAUAUCAGAAAUCUAGAUGGAAAUUACUUGAGGGAAUUAUGACCCCAGAUCCCCUAACCUUAGAGAGCUUCUUACAUGUAGCCUCACUAAAUCACUCUGCCCUUUCAAUAUUUUUACUUCCAUCUACUGUAUAUUUAAGCUUGCAGACUGUAAAUUACUGUAUAUACUGUACAUCUGGGUAUAUUUUAAUGUGUAUUUUCUUAGACACGCUAGCUUGUUACUUGUUUAGAUGAUCCCAUAAAACUUUGUUGUUAUAUAUGUAAAGAGUAUUUAUUAUGUUCAUAAAGAAAAAGUAAUAUAAUGUGUGUAACAGUUGUUUGAAGAACUGCAGUGGUAGAAGGCAUUACCUGGAGCUUUUGUUGUUUUUGUCUUGUUUUAUGAAACAUAAAUCGUUUCCUGCUUUCCAAACAUACAGUAGGCCGAAUAUUAUCUCGUGUUUUGGUUGCAAAACUUAUCUUAACAAAGGCACAAUAUAAAUGUUCAAAACACUUCAAAAUAUUUCUUGUAUCUUAUAUGAGCAAACCGCAUUUAAGUUUUUAUCCAAUGCAAUUUAUUAUAGAUAUUAUCCUUGGAUUACCACAUACUACUAGAAACUAUACUGUUAAUAUUUGAGUAAAGUGUGCUAAAUAAUGUGAUGGUGCCAACCCAAACAACACAAAUAAAGUAAAUGUCUGAAAGGAAAAAAAGAACAAUCUUGUAGGUACUGUAUUUAUGUUUAGUAAACAGUUAACAGUACUGUGUCUAAUACCAUUCAGAAGUACUUUUCAUUAACUUUAAGGUUACUGUAGUUCUUUUGCAGUAAUUAAAAUUUACAGUUCCAAGGUGUUGUAAAAGACAGGAUGGGUGAAGAAAUUGAUUAACAUAUGAAAAAUGGAAAGGCUGCUGGUACCUCUGGAAUACAGUAGUUACAAAAAUAAUUACGAUGGAAUGUACAGUAUUGUUCCAGCUGACUGGUUGAAGAGCGUGGUUGUAAAUACAGUGAUAUCCCCGUAAGCCAGAAUAAUUGAUUCAUAGCUCUUCCAGGGAUGAGAGAUUUCCGGAUAACAAGGCGACUCAAACCCGGAAAAAUCCCACAUCCCUGGAAUUUUGGGGGUACUGGGAAAAGUUUCUAAGUUUCUCUGAAAAUGCGCCUGAUUUUCAACGUCGGAAACUUGUUCACAGACUCAGAAUUGAGAGAAUUUUUGCAGAAAAUUUCUGAGCAAAUUUUAAUUCCGGGUAUUGGAGAGUUCUGGCUAACAGAGAUAUUAAUGUAGAAGGCCACUUGGGUCAAAAGGUGAGGAGAGCGUAGGAGUGAUGUAAAUGAAAGUGACAGUUAUGUUUGGGGUAAAUAGAGUACUGUACUAUAAAAGAUCUGUCGGCUCAGCUGAGCGGCUCUUCCGAUAAGCGCACUACCUCCUCGUAAUGUUACGUGAAUGUGGUGUUUACACUUGAUUUUACUCUUUAUAAAAUGGUCAUUAUUAUCUGUUGCUUUAUGCCAUUUGUCUUGACAUAUUGUACAUAAUGUUUAGUGAAAAGAGAAAAAAUUAGAGGAGAAUGUGUUCUCCGGAAGCAUGAAUUUGUUUGUGACUUGGACACUAAAUAUUCUUUACUUUAAAUUUUUUCCACUCCUUUCUCAAAAGUUAAUGUUUUAAAGCAGUUAUAUCUUUACAUACAUUAAAUUCACUGUUAAAGUGAGUCAGAACUGGGUAUCCUUAACAGUUAUCCUGGACGUAUAUGGAUUAAUUUGUGGUAUAGCAAUAUUAAUCAAACAUUAUGUAUGAGCCAAUGAGCUGCAAGGGGGUGGGGGGCUUCUUUAGUCUCAUACCGUCAGCUAAAAAAAACAGACUAUAAUUGUGUGAAUAACAAUGGGGCAUUAUAAUUAGUUAAUGGAUUUUAUUGAUGAAUGUAUAGUUUAGUUUAUAUUCUAAAAGCUUUUUCCUGGUACUGUAUAGAGAUGUCUGGAAUGUGCCAGACUGAUAUUUCAGGCCAGUAGAAAGGAAUGCCAUAGCAGAACAAAUUUGUAUGUUAUAACAAAUGAGAGUGAAUGAAUGGUUGUGUGUUUGCUCUUGAUACUGGUCACCCUGUUCUGUGCAGGAAAAGGCUGGAAAGAGUGAAAAAAUAUCUUGGUUGAGGUUUCCAAAAGUGUCUUUGUACAACAUAAAGGCACUGUAGUAUGCAAAGAUGCUGUUGACUGAUGAUAAGAAAAUAUGAAGCCAAAGACUAACAUUUGCCAAGUGAAAUGUAUAAAGGUGAUGAGGUACUACCUUUCCUGAUAUCCUUUAACACUUAACUUUAUUAAUGGGACAUUAUGGACAAAAGUCCUGUUAUAUGCUUAAACUGAAUUGCUGGAAUCUGCUUGCUCUCUGGUCCAGUACUGAGCUUCUAACAGGUGUGUAAUGGAACUUUUGUAUGUAACUUUACAUGGCACUGGGAGGAUAUUUUCUGAUAAUUUUUCUAAGUACAGUUUGUAUUGCAGUGAAAAAAAAAGUGUAACUAUUGUACUGUACCUCUGUGUCUUACUUCUACAAAUUACCGAAGAAUUUUCCAGUUGCAAUAACAAACUAUUGUAUAAUUAAAGGAAAAAGUACAGUAAGAUAGGGUUGAAUACCUAUUGUAAGAUUAUGUUAAAAUUUUUGUAUCUUGCAAUUAUUAUGGCACUAAUUAUGUACAGUACAUGAUUUAUACCGAGUAAAUUUAAGAUGAAGAUUGACUGUUAUCUUAAGUAAGUCUUUUGAUUACUGUACAUAUGCUAGUCAGUAUGAAGUACUACCACAAGUCAGUUAUUUCAUUUUGUGUCAUAAUAUGUGAAACUACAGUACAUGCAGCAGCACUCUUUUUAUAAAAACGGGAAAGGCAUCUUUUGAUUUAGUGACAGUUCAUUGUAAUUUUGUUAAAGAUUGUGAAUUUUUUCAGUAAGAAUUAAUAAAAAAUGUAAUCUAUAAAAUAUAUUCAUUUAUUAGAAUCAUACUGUAUUGUACUUAUAGUGUAAUUCUAAUGUAAUGAUUAAUACAGUAUUUUACAAGAGUGACUUUUAAGAAGAUAGUUUGACAUGUAACAAGCAUAUCAGGGGAUAGAUUAUAAGAAUAACAUUAUUUUUGCAGUUUAAAAAUAUUGUGAGUGAAAAUAAACAUACUUAAGAUAAUUAUUUCUUCCUCUUUACUGUACUUGCUUAAGUUUCAUGUCACAUGGCAUUCAUCACUUUGCACUGAGCAUUAUAAUAGACCUAUUGGACAGGACGUCAGCUCAAAAUGCAGUACAGGACAGCUGAACUGUACAUUGGGUAAAGCCAACAGAGAUCAUUAUGAAUACUGGGGUAUAAUACUUGUAUGAGUAAAUUAAAACAUUUUGAAGAGA